GGGAGUAGGCAUGUAGCCCGACUCUGCGGCACGCAGCAUUAUAUCAAGGAACCAGAGAUCCACAGAGACGUUCAGGCAUCAGACCUGCAGAGGCAAUAAUCCAUCCAUGGCAACUAUCAUUCCAGUACUCCUGCGGCUGCUGCUCCUGCUGCUCCCGCUUCCCCUGAUCCGAGACCACCUCUGGGCGCCGAGCCACCUCCGGCCAACGCCGCAGGACGAUGCGGGUGAGCUCCACCCGAUCUUCCUGGUGCCCGGGGCGACCUGCAGCAACGUGGAGGCGCGGCUCACCGAGGCGUACCGGCCGUCGGCGGCGCACUGCGGCGCGAUGAAGGGGAAGGGAUGGUUCGGGCUGUGGGAGAACAACACGGAGCUGCAGGCCCACGACUACGCGGAGUGCUUCCAGGAGCAGAUGGCCCUGGUCUACGACCCCGCCGCCAACGAGUACCGGAACCUGCCCGGCGUCGACACCCGGGUGCCCAACUUCGGCUCCGUACGGUCGUUUGGCAGCAAGGACGUUUUUAACCCAGAAUGGUGCCUUGCGAGUCUUAUAGGGGCGCUGGAGGAGAUGGGAUACCGUGACGGAGACAACAUGUACGGAGUUCCUUACGAUAUCCGUUACGCUCCUCCAAUCCCUGGCCAGGCGUCCCAAGUCUACUCGCGCCACUUCAGGGAGUUCAUGGAGCUCGUGGAGACAGCAAGCGAGAAGCAGCAUCACAACAAGAAGGCCAUCAUCCUCGGGCAUAGCCUCGGUGGAAUGGUGGCGCUAGAGUUCGUCAGGAACACACCGUCGGCGUGGCGAGACAAGUACAUUGAGCAUCUCUUCCUCGUCGCACCUACGCUCUCCACGGGGUUCGUGCCCACCGUGAGGAACCUCGUCUCCGGGCCGAAAGAUCUCCUCCACGUCGCGAACACGACGGCCUUGUCUCUGAGGCCAAUGUGGAGGAGCUUCGAGACGAGCAUUGUCAAUGUUCCAUCUCCCGGGGUGUUUGGGCACGAGCCGAUCGUGGUCACUAAGCGGAGGAACUACUCCGCGUACGAUCUGGAAGAUCUCCUCGCCGCCAUUGGUUUCAGCGAUGGCAUCGAGCCUUUCAGGAGACGGACGAUCGCACGGAUGAACUACAUCGAGGCGCCCAUGGUGCCGCUGACGUGCAUCAAUGCAGUGGGGAAGAGGACACCACGGCAAUUCGUAUACUGGGAUGGUAACUUCGACGAUGAACCGACAGAAAUAGUGUAUGGUGACGGAGAUGAUUCCAUCAACCUGGUUAGCAUGUUGGCGUUCGACGAGGAAAUGCGUCGGCAGCCCGGACAGAAGGGGCGAUUCAAGUCGAUCAAGCUCAAUAAUGCUUCUCAUGGUUCAAUUCUUACGGAUGAAUGGGCACUAAGGAGGGUCAUGCAAGAGAUCUUCUUGAAGUGAAUUGGAAUUCUUCGUAGGCUCUUGUGGCUAUAAACUUCUGUUCGAAGUCAUUUAAUUACAAGCAUAUAUACGGUGGUUCUCGGAUGUGUUAUAGGAUUGUACACGAAGAAUAAAACCUAUCGAAGGGGGUAAAUGGUACAUAA
Oryza sativa Japonica Group (Japanese rice) is the source of this 1557-nucleotide messenger RNA. Its product is annotated as lecithin-cholesterol acyltransferase-like 1. The record is from RefSeq and is a predicted model, not a curated record. Gene Ontology annotation, biological process: lipid metabolic process. Lineage: Eukaryota; Viridiplantae; Streptophyta; Magnoliopsida; Poales; Poaceae.